Molecule: messenger RNA, 1542 nt
Organism: Exophiala mesophila
Lineage: Eukaryota; Fungi; Ascomycota; Eurotiomycetes; Chaetothyriales; Herpotrichiellaceae
Exons: 3
Coding region: 1-1542 (513 amino acids)
Biological process (GO): transmembrane transport
Cellular component (GO): membrane
Molecular function (GO): transmembrane transporter activity
Source: RefSeq, a predicted model, not a curated record
AUGGAGAAACUGAAUACUUCAGAGGUAGAUACAGCCAUGGCCGAGCAUGUUGCAUUUCCAGAUAAACCAUCUGUCACGCAUGAGGCUGCAGAACGUGGUCACGUAGCCACAGACGAAUAUGGCAACCCUCUGAUCACGUUUGAUCCACAGGCAGAGACUCGGCUACGCCGGAAGAUCGAUCUCUUUAUCCUCCCAACAGUGUCUCUCAUCUACUUGUUUUGCUUCAUCGAUCGAGUCAAUAUCGGCAACGCCAAAAUUGCGGGAUUUGAGAAAGACCUGGGUCUACAAGGCUACGAUUACAAUACAGUCUUAUCAUUAUUUUACAUCUCCUAUAUCAUCUUCGAAUUGCCUUGCAACCUCAUCUGCAAGCUGAUCGGUCCAGGCUGGUUUCUACCAAUGACGACAACCGCAUUUGGCGUAAUGACCGUCUGCAUGGCCUUCGUCAACGAUCUUGCAUCCGCAUGUGGGGUCCGUUUCCUCCUCGGUAUAUUCGAAGCUGCAAUGCUGCCAGGUAUCGCAUACUACCUAUCGAGAUGGUAUCGUCGGGAUGAACUCACAUUCCGUCUGUCGCUAUACAUGGCGAUGACUCCUCUAGCUGGUGCUUUCGGAGGUUUGUUGGCUUCGGGUAUUCUAUCACUAGGCCACUUCGGGUCUCUUCACUCGUGGAGAAUGAUAUUUGGCAUCGAAGGCAUCAUAACUAUAGGCUUGGGACUGAUCUCGUUCAUCACACUCACCGAUCGCCCUGCUACAGCUCGCUGGCUCUCGCAAGACGAAAAAGACUUGGCGAUCGCGCGCGUCAAGUCUGAACGCAUGGCUAGCACGGAGGUUCUCGAUCGAUUUGAUCGCAAGAAAGUCCUUCGAGGCAUAUUCUGCCCUGUUACCCUCUCAACAGGCUUGGUUUUCCUUUUGGCGGGAAUCAGCUCUCAAGGCUUAGCGGUCUUUCUGCCGACAAUCGUCAAGACCAUUUACCCAGGUACAAGCGUUAUCAGCCAACAACUCCAUACUGUGCCCCCUUAUGUCGUAGGGUGCUUUCUGGCGUUGCUCCUGCCGUACCUCAGCUACAAAUUCAACACUCGACAGAUUGUGAUGAUAUCAACUGCACCGAUCAUCAUUAUCGGCUACGCCAUGUUUGUUGGCACGUCUUUCACUGACGCUCACGUACGGUAUGCUGCUACAUUUUUGAUUGCAGGAGGCAUCUUCAUCUUUGGAUCUAUGACCAAUGCGCAAGUGGCGGCAAACGUCAUUUCUGAUACAGCGCGAGCAGCGGCGAUCGGCGCCAAUACGCUGGGCGGAAACAUAGGCGGUCUUAUCUCUAUGUGGUCCUUUUUACCCCAUGAUGCCCCGGAUUUCACCAUAGCAUGUGGCAUCAACCUGGCGACCUCUAGCUUGAUGUUCCUCGUUUUGGUUGGUUCACUAUUAUGGAUGCUUUGGGACAACAGAAAGAGGGAGAGACGUGGUCCAGAUUCAACUCUGGCCAAUUUGUCACAGCUGGAAAUCCAGGACCUUGAGUGGAAGCAUCCUCACUUUAGAUGGAGACCAUAG